Messenger RNA from Vanessa tameamea, 4001 nucleotides. It is a transcript of the gene Xpc, whose product is annotated as DNA repair protein complementing XP-C cells homolog. Gene Ontology annotation, cellular component: nucleus; XPC complex; nucleotide-excision repair factor 2 complex. Lineage: Eukaryota; Metazoa; Arthropoda; Insecta; Lepidoptera; Nymphalidae. Gene Ontology annotation, biological process: nucleotide-excision repair; mismatch repair. Gene Ontology annotation, molecular function: damaged DNA binding; single-stranded DNA binding. The record is from RefSeq and is a predicted model, not a curated record. The transcript has 10 exons. Bases 73 to 3702 code for a protein of 1209 amino acids.
UGAAGGUCAUAGUCUUGUCUAAACACGCAUUUAAAUUUUUCCAAAUAUUUUUUAAUUUGUUUUAAUGGUAUAAUGCCGACAACAAGGAAAAAGGUUAUAAAAACAGUUUACAAAAAUGAAGAUAGUGAAAAUGAAGGAGGUGAUUUUAGUGAUUCCGGUUCGGAAGCAGUUAUAACUGAUCAAAGCAGUUCAGAUGAAGAGGAAGAGGAUUGCCGUCAUUCCUCAGAAGAUGAUUUUCAAACUAAAAAACCGAAAACAAAAUAUCGAUCAACAUCGUUUAAAAAGUCUAACACUGUUAAGAAAACAAACUUUACUAAAUCUAUUAUCCACAAAAUAAAUAAACAACACGAACUAGAUAUUGAAGAAAAUGUUGAUGUAUCACCAGCGCUUUUUUCUGUCAAAGAUCUAACCGAUACCGAUAAACUUUUACCUGUUUUGAAUCUCUCAGAAAGUGACAGCAGUGAUGAUGAAUCACCAACAGUUUCAAAACAAAAUAAUGUACCGAGUUUCACCUCCGUCAAAACAAAUGAAUCUGAUGAUGAUGCAGAUGAAAAAAUAGAAUAUAAGGAUGUAUGGUCAAAUAAUAUACAAAAUGAUAGUGCCGAGAUUGCGAAGAAAACUUUUCAAGAACUUGAACAACAUAAAUUAAAAAUCGAAGAAACAAAAUUAUCAGUUCAAAAAUAUACAACUAAAAAUGAUAAAAUCAAUGAAUCUGAUGUAAAAGAUUUACUUGCUCUGGGUGAAGAAGAAGUACCAAUAGAAAUUAUUACGAAAAAGAAAAAAAAAAAAACUAGACAAGACAGUGAUUCAGAAAUUGAAGACUGGGAAGAAGUUAAGGAAGCCAACAAUAUCCCGCAACAAGGCUUGCAGCUCGUAGUGGAUAUUCCUAAUGAUAUUUGUAGGAGAACAAAAAAACUGGAUGUUGAAAUGAUGAUGAAGAGAAAAAUUAACAGAGUUAAGAAAGAAUAUCAGGUUUAUAUGCAUAAAGUCCACGUUUUGUGUUGGUUAGGGCAUGGUAACUAUGUUAGUCAAGUUCUAAAUGAUCCAACAGUUCUGGCAGCUGCAUUAUCUGUAGUUCCAUCAAAAGACUCUUACCCUGGAGACAGAGUGGAUAUGAAAUAUUUAGAACAAAUUACAACAUGGUUCAAUGAUAAGAUGACAUUAAAUCAAGACAAAAGUGAAAACAAGUUUAAACCUAAAUUGCCGCCUUUGAAGAGUAUCUUGCUGCAACAAAUUAAGAGUAGAGUUUUUACUACUAAAAAAUAUAUGGUUUUUGUUUUUGUUUCUAUGUUAAGAAGCCUUGGAUUGCAGUGUCGAGUUAUGUUUAACUUUGUUACUCUACCAAUUAAACCACCCACUUCUGAGCUUUGUUCAUUAUCCACAAAAGAAAAAGAAGGUAAGAGUGAAAAAAAUAAAGAAGCAAAAACAAAACAAGAGGAACGAAAAGAUUCAGAUAAGUCAAAAAAUACAUUAAAACAUAAAAAAGAAAAAAUACCUCAACUUGAUGGUAACUAUGAUUCCUCCAGUGAAGUUGAUAAUAUAAUGCAGGUAGAUGGUGGGGAUGAUAAUAAAGUUUCUGUAAAAACAAGACGACAAAAGACCUUGGCCACAAAAAAAUGCAGCAACACAAAUAUAGAUGAAGAAAAUGUUUCACCUCCUAAAAGAACACGAAGAAAUCUAACUACACAGGGAGAAAAAGGAAAUGAUACCUCAACUUCCAUUAAAAAACUAACAGCAAAUAAUUUGAAGACACUUCCAGAUAAAAUAUGUACAACAAGUAAAGCCAUUGAAGGUAAAAAUGUUAAGCCCGCUGAAACUACACGCAAGUCAUUAAGUUUGAAUCGUUUAGAACCUCGAAAAACUGCAGAACCUAAAAAGGAAGAACAAAAAAGUGUCCCCAUAAGUUCCCGAAGAACAAGAAGCAAUAAAAGUGUAUCUAAUCAAAUUCAAUCUGCAACAAAUAAACAGCAGUUGACUAAUGAACCUAAUGAGCCAGCAUUGAAAAAUAAAUCCAAAAAAGGUCCAAAAAUUGUAAUUACAAGUGAAAAUAAUGAUAAUGUUUCAAGUGAAUAUUUUGGUAUUGUGACAAAAAAAGAGACAGCACCACUUGGUAGAAAACGUUCAAGAACAUCAGAACCUAAAACAUCUAAAGACAAUAAUGAUCAGCAAACAAUUAAAAAAACCCGAACAAGAAGUGUUCAUUCUACCACUGAUAACAAAAGUAAAUAUUUUAAUAGUGACUCAAAAAAUCAAGUUCAGGUAAGUGCAGGUUCUAUAAUGAGGUCCCGGACUAUUAAGCAGACAGAUAGUAGUUCAGAAGACGAUAAAAGAGUCAGCCAUAAAGACAUAGCAAAAAAAAAAGCAAAACCUAAAAAUGAUGUAACAAAUGACCUUAUUCAUAUUAUCAAGGGAAGAGUUCAGGAAACAAAAAUUGAAGGAAAGAAAGCAAAGAUCAAACAAGAAUUUGAUGAAGACAGUGAUUAUUUAGCUGUAGAGUCCCCAAAAAGUAAAGCAGGAAGCGACGAUGACUUUAAACCUACUAAAACCAUUUCAAAACCUAAAACGAAUGUGAAAAAAAUUGAUCGUCGUGUCAUAUCUACUGAUGAUGAACUACCAUUAAAUAAAAUUGAUGUGUGGUGUGAAAUAUACGUAGAAGAAUUAGAAGAAUGGGUUCCAGUUGAUGUUAUAAAAGGCAAAGUACAUUGUGUUAAUGAACUAUAUAAUCGAUCAACACAUCCUGUGAAAUACAUUGUUGGAUGGGAUAACAAUAAUUAUUUAAAAGAUUUGACACGAAGAUAUGUGCCACAUUGGAAUACCAUAACUCGUAAACAGCGCGUUGAUUCUGCUUGGUGGGAUGAGUCUAUUAAGCCUUGGGUUGGACCAAAAACAGCUAGGGAUAAAGAAGAAGAUGAAAGGUUGAACAGGAUGUUACUAGAAGCACCUUUACCUAAAAGUAUUUCAGAAUAUAAAAAUCAUCCAUUGUACGCGUUAAAGCGACAUUUGCUUAAAUUUGAAGCAAUUUACCCCCGUGAUGCAGCUGUCAUAGGGUUUGUGAGAAGCGAGCCUGUGUAUGCCCGAGAUUGCGUCUACGUUUGCAAGUCUCGUGAGAUUUGGCUCAAGGAUGCAAAAGUUGUGAAACUCGGCGAAGAACCAUACAAAAUUGUCAAAGCGCGCCCAAAAUGGGACAAACUGUCGAAUAAGAUGAUAACAGGAAAAGCACUCGAAAUAUUUGGACCCUGGCAAGUGCAAGAUUAUGAACCACCAACAGCUGAAAAUGGAAUUGUACCUCGAAAUCCAUAUGGAAAUGUUGAAUUGUUCAAAGAAUGUAUGCUACCAAAGGGAACAGUUCUUAUAAAGUUACAUGGUUUAAAUCGAGUAGCCAAGAAAUUAAACAUAGAUUGUGCUCCAGCUAUGACAGGAUUUGAUUACAAUGGUGGCUAUUGUCAUCCUGUAUUUGAUGGUUUUGUUGUUUGUAAGGAAUUUGAAGAUAUUAUUACAGAAGCAUGGCUCAAGGACCAAGAAGAACAAGAACGAAAAGAAGAAGAAAAAAUAGAUACUCGAGUCUAUGGUAAUUGGAGAAAACUUAUAAGAGGUCUACUCAUAAAAGAAAGGCUGAAAGCUAAAUAUGGUUUCGAAGAGCCCAGCACAUCUAAAGACAAAAUAAAAGCUAAGGGUCCAAGACUCGUUGUAAAGAAAAAAUAAUUAAAUAUAAGUUGAUAUUAGGUUAAAUAGUCUGUAAAUAGUAUUAAUGCCAUUAUUAUUGAAUCCACCUAUUUUCUAUGAAACAAUACAAACAAAACAAGGGAAUAUUUUUUAAAGUUUUGACCUAAUUAUUUGAGCUUUAAAUUACAUGUUAUUUUUUAUGAGGUGUAAUCUCUUACUUCAAUCAACAAAUAAUUCAUUGUCACUGGAGCGUUCAGCGUCUAUAUUGGCUAGCUUAUAAAGCUACAGAUGCAGAGGUUCUAGAAUGUAAACCGCUGGUCGGUAUAAUGAAAAAUUAU